Gavia stellata (red-throated loon) is the source of this 536-nucleotide messenger RNA. Its product is annotated as guanine nucleotide-binding protein G(I)/G(S)/G(O) subunit gamma-11. Gene Ontology annotation, molecular function: G-protein beta-subunit binding. Lineage: Eukaryota; Metazoa; Chordata; Aves; Gaviiformes; Gaviidae. Gene Ontology annotation, cellular component: heterotrimeric G-protein complex. Bases 74 to 295 code for a protein of 73 amino acids. The record is from RefSeq and is a predicted model, not a curated record. Gene Ontology annotation, biological process: G protein-coupled receptor signaling pathway. The transcript has 3 exons.
CGCCGGAGAGGAAGCGGCCGCCGCCGAGCAGCGGGGCAGCCCGGACGGCACCCUCGCUUUGGCAGUGAGGACGAUGCCAGCCAUCAACAUCGAGGACCUGAGCGAGAAGGACAAACUGAAAAUGGAAGUGGAGCAGCUCCGGAAAGAAGUGAAGCUGGAGAGGCAGCCGGUGUCCAAGUGCUCCGAAGAGAUCAAGAACUACAUCGAGGAGCGGUCGGGCGAGGACCCGCUGGUGAAGGGGGUUCCCGAGGACAAGAACCCCUUCAAGGAGAAGGGAGGCUGUGUCAUCGCUUAGGAAAACGAACCCAGCGCCUGCCACCGGAGCAGACACUUGUACCCGUAGGGAGUCACCAGCGUGUCCCCACCGCCGCCCGUCCUUGUUGAACGAGCACAGGAGCGGAUUUCUUUUUCUUUUUUUCCUUACAAAAAUAAAGAAACCAACCCGAAAGCAGCCGAGAGCCGCGUCGGUCGCUCGGCAGGGACGGCCGUCCCUCCUCCCGCGGCUGGGACGGCUCCUUUCGCUCCGCGGCGCCCGC